This is a messenger RNA of Strongylocentrotus purpuratus (purple sea urchin), 1306 nucleotides long. Its product is annotated as oncoprotein-induced transcript 3 protein-like. Lineage: Eukaryota; Metazoa; Echinodermata; Echinoidea; Camarodonta; Strongylocentrotidae. The record is from RefSeq and is a predicted model, not a curated record. The transcript has 5 exons. Bases 20 to 1021 code for a protein of 333 amino acids.
UGAGUGUGGAAGUACUUCAAUGACCGUCAACAUAGAUGAACGGCUAGUCUCAGGUGAAGCAUCUGCUGUUCAUUUUAAAGACCGAUCCUGCUCCGGUGUAAAGAACGAUAGCACUAAUGAGAUCACUCUCACUACAGAAUACAAUCAAUGUGGCACCAUCAUUGAGGAGGAUAACACAACAAUUACCUUCGUCAAUGUUAUCACUUACGCCAAGCCUGGCUCGGACGACGAUAUAGUAAUUACCCGUGAAUAUCACAUGCAGGUUAAGGUUGCAUGUUGCCUCGAGAAAGAGGAAAUCGUCAGUGGAUCCUUCAGACCACAGCUUGGUGAGGUGUCCUUCAGCGACAAGGGCUCUGGUGACUUCAGUCUGAGCCUGCAAAGAUUCCUGACAAAUGCUUUUGUUGAGCUGAAUUCGGACGCCACCACUGUCUUGCAAGGAGAUGACCUCUACUUUGCUGUGACUCUUGAGUCAGUAGCAAGUGUUGGUAUGUUUAUUGAUCGCUGCUGGGCGACAACCACUCAAGACAUGGAUUCUGCUGGUCAACACUCUCUAAUUGCUCAAGGUUGCCCAGAUGAAUACACAGUUGAAUUCUAUCCUCUCCCUGGAUUGAAUGAAGAACGCUUUUCUUUUGAGGCAUUUGCCUUUGUUGGGGAUUACACUGAGGUGUAUAUUCACUGUUCAGUGAAGGUCUGUGGUGCCGAGGAGGCUCAAUUGCUUCGAGACGCAGAAUGCCCCGCAGACAUUGAACCUCCACCUCCCGCCCGCAAACGUCGAUCUUCGUCCGUUAUGUCCACUCAGACCAUCAGGAAUGGUCCGAUUCGCAUCCGUCGCUCAACCAGCGAUAUGGCUACUAAUGUGACCACAGAUUUGGCUUCCUUCAACCCUUUUGCGAUGCUCCUCCUUGGAAUGAUAGCAACAUUGGUUGCUAUGGCAAUCCUCAUGGGUGUGGUCAAGCUUGCUCGUUUCAAACCUGAUAUCAGAUACCAGCAGGUCCCAAUCGAAUCCAUGGAAGGGAUUUAGAAAAAGGGCCAUAGAAUAGAAAAUGCUCUCUUACUCUAUCGAUAAUUGAUUUGAUAUCGAAACAGGACAUCCCACAAAGUUGUCCAAACAGGGCCCCUUACUACAAUCAGCAAAAGAAAAAAAAAGAGGGACACCCGCUAUCAUUAAUUUUUUCAUAUAAAUACAACAAUACACUGCGCAAACUGCAACAGUGUAUGUCUGAUGUUCAGUUAGGCCUAAAAUAAAAACUUGUUGUAUUGCCCUUUGCGACCGACCCCAAAAUCUGAAAAACUACGGUCGGCAUUU